AUGGACGUCGGAUAUGAGAGUGGCAAGGUCCGAGCUCAGCUUCGACUCCCCCUCAAUUCAAGCAUUUGGCAACUUCAGACCUUGAGCAAUGAGCAAGGGCAUAUUCAACUGUAUCUCCAACAAACUCACUUGGUUGACCCAUCAAACCUCUAUAGUCAAACGACCAAGAAGUACCGAAGUUAUGUCCCGAUUGACAAGCAUGACAACCGCACCAAAUCCCCCUUGACACCAGGACUCAUUAAUCCGACAGGCGCGGGAUUGUUGUCGGGCACGGGGACAGUGGCUGGUUCGCGGCUUGUCAAACCUCGAUUACUGAAUGAACAGUAG
Messenger RNA from Striga asiatica, 327 nucleotides. The record is from the annotation of a GenBank genome assembly. Lineage: Eukaryota; Viridiplantae; Streptophyta; Magnoliopsida; Lamiales; Orobanchaceae.